Messenger RNA from Cladophialophora immunda, 273 nucleotides. RefSeq lists its product as uncharacterized. The record is from RefSeq and is a predicted model, not a curated record. The transcript has a single exon. Bases 1 to 273 code for a protein of 90 amino acids. Lineage: Eukaryota; Fungi; Ascomycota; Eurotiomycetes; Chaetothyriales; Herpotrichiellaceae.
AUGGCUUUUGGCACCGAACGUCACUGGAGCGCAUGGAAUUUCUUCAUCUGCUUCAUGGUCUCCCUGGGCCAGAUCGCUUUUGGAUACCCUGCUUCCAUCAUCGGUGUUACACUUGCCCAACCAUCUUUUCUGGUUUACAUGGGCCUGCUUGAUGUCACACAGGACCCCCCAGUCAUGACUCCAGGUAAGGCGACCAUGCUUGCAGAGCCUCACCCGGCCGAACUGACGAACAAACAGGGGCGGAUCAGAAGAUUGGUGCAAUGUCAGGGGUAG